UCGUCGGUCCGCGCCUCCGACCGGCCGGCCCUUGCCUCUGCCUGUGCCUCCCUUUGGCCGACGCCGCUCAUCCCCGGCUCGUUUGAGCAGGAGCUCGGCCGCCGCCGCUCCGCAUCUCGCCUUCGCCCUCAUGGGUAGCUGCUAGCCGGCGUCCGCCGCUUCUCCGCACCGCCGGCAUCGCUCCUCCUCGCUCCGCCGAGCCCGCGAAGCCCCUCCUCGCUCUGCAGCGCCCGCAUCCCCACCUCGCGAGCUCGCACUCGCCCGCGCCGUCCCAAGUGCGACGAACCCGCCCGCCCGAUUUGAGGGGUCCCACCCACACAUGCUAAUUAGUCAAGGUCAGUGCGGAGGAAGAAGGGAACACGACGAGCGACCAAACAAAGCCCACCCAACCCUCCUCCAUUCCUGAUUUUCCACGCCCCUCCUUCCCCUCCAAGUCUCCGGUCCCGAUCCUUCGAGAAGCCCGCUGACGCUGACGCCCCCGCCCCCCGCCGUCCGCACCUGUCCAUAUACGGCCAAGGCAAAAACCGCGGCCAAUCUCCUCUCUCGUCUCUCCCACUAUACUUAUCGUCGGCCCUCGCCACGCCGCUCAGAUCUCCGGCCGGCCGCGCCUUCGCGUGAUCCCCCAUUGGAGGGGAUCCGGCCUGCGUGGGCGUACGAGGUUCUGUUGAUGCUAGGUCGAGGUGAAGCUUGCCUUUGUCAUCGGUCCCGCUGUAGUUACUUUGCAGCAUUUGUGGUUAUCAGGACUUGUUUUUAUCAAAUGACUGGCGAAAUGCUUUCUUGGUGAUGUCUGGGUAUGAUUUGGGUGUUGUUUAUAAUGCAGUUGGCUUCUCAUGGCACUCAAGCAGAAGAAACAAUGCAGUUUGUACCCCAUUGUGAUCACACAGAGGUGUCAGAUUCGCAUCCAAUAAGUUCACAACAAAAAACCGUAGAGAGAUCCACAGAACGUCUAGCCUCAUGUGAAAUCAAGCCAGUUAGCGUUGACGGUGACAAUGAAAAUAUUGAGGUCAAUGAAGAAACUCACCUUGUUAUUCAAGACGUUCCUCAAUGCCGGAUUUGCCUUGAUAAUGAAGGCGAUGACUUGAUUGCACCCUGCCGUUGCAAGGGAACACAGAAGUAUGUCCAUAGGUCCUGUCUUGAUAACUGGAGAUCGACAAAGGAAGGUUUUGCAUUUUCACAUUGCACCGAGUGUCGAGCUGCAUUCUUGCUUCGUGCAAAUGUUCCUCCAGAUAGAUGGUGGUUAAGGUUGAAGUUUCAACUUCUGGUUGUUAGGGAUCACACCUUGAUCUUCUUUAUUGUGCAGCUGGUAGUUGCUUUCUUGGGUAUGGUGGUAUACAGAUUUUAUGGAGAUGAACUGCGAGAAAUGUUUGGUUAUGAAGAGCACCCAUAUGCUUUCUAUGCCAUGGCAAUAUUGGCUAUUGUUUUGGUUGGUUUGCUGUAUGGAUUCUUCAUUGCUAUAAUAUGUGGGCAGAGGAUAACAGAACGUCAUUACCAUGUUCUUGCAAAGCAAGAGUUAACCAAGGAGUAUAUUGUAGAGGAUCUUGAAGGAGCUGAUCAAUUGCCAGACCUUGAUCCUAGCCAUGUCACAGAGCUGAAGGUAUUGGGACUCUAUUGAACGUAGCUGCAUAUAACAUCAGGUAAACAUCGAUGGUGAAUCAGGGAAAAGCAUACCGGAAACAAAUCCUAGGUUGAUGUUGCAUGAAAUACAUAUUUCAUUUCCCACUUCACCCGGAGACAUGAAAAAUGGGCCUUUGUGCGGCCCAUAAACUCUCAAAAAUCAAAACUCUUGCUGGUUUGAAGCAGUUUGAAGAUUCUUUGUUCUCAAUGUAGGCUUGACAACUCUCAACCAAGAUAAUAGCAUUAAUUAUCACACAUCUCAACAUACGAGAAAGAUUAUGAUAGAAGUGCUAGGAUGCCGGUCGGAAUGGACAUUUUUGUAAAGUAGUAGCAUAUUUCUAUUAGUUCUUUAUUCAGGUUCACAAUAAAUACAUAACAGCUAAGAUGCAAAUGCGCUGUUCGUCGUACGUGCCUUGCAAAA
Messenger RNA from Panicum hallii, 2035 nucleotides. Its product is annotated as E3 ubiquitin-protein ligase MARCH1. Gene Ontology annotation, molecular function: zinc ion binding. Lineage: Eukaryota; Viridiplantae; Streptophyta; Magnoliopsida; Poales; Poaceae. The record is from RefSeq and is a predicted model, not a curated record. The transcript has 9 exons. The coding region runs from base 794 to 1612 and encodes 272 amino acids.